Molecule: messenger RNA, 461 nt
Organism: Varroa destructor (honeybee mite)
Lineage: Eukaryota; Metazoa; Arthropoda; Arachnida; Mesostigmata; Varroidae
Source: RefSeq, a predicted model, not a curated record
AUGGAAGCACUAUCGGACCGUCUACCGACGAAUGCUACGGGACAUAACAGCUGGAGACUAGUGCUGGACACGUCGUGGCAGCGAAAGUGCGAUGUACGCCGUGCGUUAAGUCAAGUCGUCGGCCAUUGUCAAGGAAACAUUGACCGGGACUCCUUGGGAACGGGAAGCAAGGGCGGGCCAACCGACUCCGAAAACGAUAGAAAAACUUUGCUCUAUCAUCAGAGGAGAAGGGAGAAAACGGAAAUUCAAGGAGACUGCAUUCGGCUCGCUGAUAUUCAAACGUUUUUCGUGCCAUCUGAUCAGGGUUUCAGUAAUGUUUUUCGUGUACGACCGGACAUCAGCGGGAUGAAGCUUAUUUCACAUGGUCGAGAAUGGGGCUCGGUCCUGAGAGGUGGACUUGGCCCCGCCUAGACCAGAAACCAUUAACUCUCGAUUCUUCUUUUACACUUGGUGGAUCUUCG